Molecule: messenger RNA, 601 nt
Organism: Cryphonectria parasitica EP155
Lineage: Eukaryota; Fungi; Ascomycota; Sordariomycetes; Diaporthales; Cryphonectriaceae
Product: ribosomal protein
Exons: 4
Coding region: 69-428 (119 amino acids)
Biological process (GO): translation
Cellular component (GO): cytosolic small ribosomal subunit; ribosome
Molecular function (GO): structural constituent of ribosome; mRNA binding
Source: RefSeq, a predicted model, not a curated record
GGCGAACUUUCAAACCUCCUCUUCAACGACACUCUGUACGAUUCCUGAUCAAUCCACCCGUCGUCAAAAUGCCUAAGAAGAGAAAGAAUAACGGCCGCAACAAGAAGGGCCGCGGCCACACCAAGCCCAUCCGCUGCAGCAACUGCUCGCGAUGCACGCCCAAGGAUAAGGCCAUCAAGAGAUUCACCAUCCGCAACAUGGUCGAGUCUGCUGCUAUCCGUGACAUCUCUGACGCCUCGGUCUUCGCCGAGUACACCGUCCCCAAGAUGUACCUCAAGCUGCAGUACUGUGUCUCUUGCGCCAUUCACGGCAAGAUUGUCCGUGUCCGCUCCCGCGUGGGUCGUCGCAACCGUGCUCCUCCUCCCCGUGUCCGUUACAACAAGGACGGCAAGAAGGUCACUCCUACUCAGGGUGCUAAGACCUCGUAAGAGAGAUCGGUGCCUCGUCAGCCUUGAGAAAAAAGAUGACCGUGGAAGCUGUUACGACUUGUCUGGGAAUUUCGGGAUACCAAAAGGAUCGGCAUGGGCUCACCGGCGUUCGGGUUUACUGAAGUCCAUAGUCGCUGAAUCGACGACAAUGAUCACAAGUCAACAUUUUCCGA